AUGAAGAAGAACAAACCAAGAAGCAAAAAAAAGUUACCCAAAGGAAGGGAAAGAUAUAUACCAACUCAAGAAGAAGUAGAAAGAAGAAAUGCAGAAAUUUCAAGAAAACCAUUUAAGGAAGAAUCAGAAGUGGAAUCAGAAGCGGAAUCAGAGGGAGGAUCAGUUUAUGUAACUGAUUCACAAGCUCAAAGCUCAGAAAAUGAAAAGGAUACUGCAAAAAAGAAUAAGGAAAAUUCAAAAAAAGAAGAAAUAAUAAAUGAUGAGAAAGAUAAUAUUAAUGAAUAUAAUUAG
Messenger RNA from Plasmodium malariae, 291 nucleotides. Its product is annotated as conserved Plasmodium protein, unknown function. The record is from RefSeq and is a predicted model, not a curated record. The transcript has a single exon. Bases 1 to 291 code for a protein of 96 amino acids. Lineage: Eukaryota; Apicomplexa; Aconoidasida; Haemosporida; Plasmodiidae.